Molecule: messenger RNA, 6807 nt
Organism: Candidozyma pseudohaemuli
Lineage: Eukaryota; Fungi; Ascomycota; Pichiomycetes; Serinales; Metschnikowiaceae
Exons: 2
Coding region: 1-6807 (2268 amino acids)
Source: RefSeq, a predicted model, not a curated record
AUGUCCUUCCAGGACUUGAAUAACCAGGGAGCAUUCUAUGUCACCUCGGCUAAUGGUUUAGCUGCAUCCGUUUCGAUUGUUUCCGGAUCAAUCCGGAAUUCUGGCCUUCUUGCUUUUAACUCCUCGCGUGCCAGCGUUGUGAGUGCCUAUAAUUUGAACUCAAUUGGGGUGUUCAAUAACACUGGUAACAUGUGGUUUGGAAUUAGCGGUUUUGCAAUUGCUCCAAUCAAUCUUGGUUCCACUACCAACUGGGAGAAUACUGGAAGAAUUCAUCUUACCCAGGCUAGAGGAAUCUCUUCCGAUGUAAGAAUUACUCAGACAUUUGGGAGAGUGGAUAACCAUGGUACUGUUUGUCUCACCAAUAUGAACUGGAUCCAGUCGACUUCUAUAGAGGGAAACGGUUGUAUCAAUGUUGGAGAUCUGGCUAGACUUCAGCUCCAGCUUGAUCCUUGGGAUGUCUCCUCAAAUCAAACCAUCUUUCUUUCACGCUCGAAUUCUCUCUUGUCUGUGGCUGGAUUGUCAACUGGUCUCACCGGAACGAAGACGUACCUUGUGAGAGGUUUUGGUGGUGGAAAUCAGAUCAGAAUCAAUCUCGGUUUCGAUUCUUGGAGCUAUUCGAAUAAUGUGUUGACCCUUUCCUUUUUCUUCGGUGUGUUCAGAUUAGGGUUUAACAUUGGUCCUGGGUAUCUGAGAUCCGGCUUCUCGACCAACGGUCUCGGAAAUAGUGGUACUCGAAUCUCUUACAACAACCCAUACUUCAGAGAUAUUCCUGACAUAUGCCGCUGUGAAGACUUCCCUGAACCCCCCAUCGAUCCUGACGACCCUUCAGCUACAGUUUCUAUCUCGGAAUCAGAUCUGUUUCCCACAACAACAUGGACCACAACCGAUGAGGAUGGUAACACUAUAACAGAUUCCGGAAUAGAAAUACCAACUACUGAUGAGGACGGCGACCCAACUACUUCUACUUCAACCAUCGAAACACCAGCAGACCCUUCAGAUCCGGUCACCACGACUUGGACCCACACUGAUGAGGAUGGAAACCCAACCACGGAUUCUGGUGUUGUUAUUGAGACCACCGACGAGGAUGGUAAUGACAUUACAUCAACGUCGACUUUCCCUCCAACGACACCAACUGAUCCUUCAGAUCCUGUGCCCACGACGUGGACUCACACUGACGAAGAUGGCGAGCCAACCACUGAUUCUGGUAUCGUCAUCACCACUACCGAUGAGGAUGGAAACGAGAUUACGUCAACAUCGACUUUCCCACCUACCACACCAACUGAUCCAAGUGAACCAAUCACGACGACUUGGACUCACACUGAUGAGGACGGUAAUCCAACCACGGAUUCUGGUGUGGUAAUUGAGACUACUGAUGAGGAUGGCAACUUGGUUACUACCACAUCUACGUUCCCUCCAACGACGCCAACUGAUCCUUCCGAUCCUGUGACCACGACUUGGACUCAUACUGACGAAGAUGGUAACCCAACCACGGAUUCCGGUGUUGUCAUUGAGACAACUGACGAGGAUGGAAACUCCAUAACCACCACAUCAACGUUCCCUCCAACUACCCCAACCGAACCGGGUGAACCAAUCACGACAACGUGGACCCACACUGAUGAGGAUGGCGAGCCAACUACUGAUUCUGGUGUUAUUAUUGAAACAACCGAUGAGGACGGAAACGAGAUCACGUCAACAUCGACUUUCCCACCAACGACGCCAACUGAUCCAUCAGAUCCUGUUACGACAACGUGGACUCAUACUGAUGAAGAUGGUAAUCCAACCACGGACUCCGGUGUCGUGAUCGAAACGACCGAUGAGGAUGGUAACUCCAUAACCACCACAUCGACUUUCCUACCAACCACACCAACUGAUCCAUCAGACCCUGUGACCACGACUUGGACUCAUACUGAUGAAGAUGGUAAUCCAACCACGGACUCCGGUGUCGUGAUCGAAACGACCGAUGAGGAUGGUAACUCCAUAACCACCACAUCGACUUUCCCACCAACCACACCAACUGAUCCAUCAGACCCUGUGACCACGACUUGGACCCACACUGAUGAGGAUGGAAACCCAACGACAGACUCUGGAAUUGUGAUUGAGACAACGGACGAAGAUGGUAACGAGAUUACAUCAACAUCGACUUUCCCUCCAACGACACCAACUGAUCCUUCCGAUCCUGUGACGACAACUUGGACUCAUACCGACGAGGAUGGAAACCCAACGACAGACUCCGGUGUUGUGAUCGAAACGACUGAUGAGGAUGGAAAUGAGGUUACAUCAACAUCAACAUUCCCACCAACGACACCAUCUGAUCCAAGCGAGCCAAUCACCACGACGUGGACGCACACCGACGAGGAUGGUAACCCAACGACGGAUUCUGGAGUUGUGAUCGAAACGACUGACGAGGAUGGCAACUUGGUGACUACCACAUCAACGUUCCCAUCAACGACGCCAACUGAGCCCGCUGAACCGAUCACAACAACUUGGACCCACACUGACGAGGAUGGCAACCCAACAACGGAUUCUGGUGUUGUUAUUGAAACCACCGACGAGGAUGGUAACGAGAUCACCACUACGUCGACCUUCCCUCCAACGACGCCAACUGAUCCUUCAGACCCAGUGACCACGACGUGGACUCAUACUGAUGAGGACGGUAAUCCAACUACGGAUUCUGGUGUGGUAAUUGAGACUACUGAUGAAGAAGGUAACUCCAUUACAACAACGUCGACCUUCCCUCCAACCACACCAACGGAUCCAAGUGAGCCAAUCACGACAACGUGGACUCAUACUGAUGAGGAUGGUAACCCAACCACGGAUUCUGGUGUCGUCAUCGAAACAACUGAUGAAGAAGGUAACUCCAUUACAACAACGUCGACCUUCCCUCCAACCACACCGACUGAUCCUUCAGAUCCGGUUACAACAACGUGGACCCACACUGACGAAGAUGGCAACCCAACAACGGAUUCUGGUGUUGUUAUUGAGACCACCGACGAGAAUGGUAACGAGAUCACCACUACCUCAACGUUCCCACCAACAACACCAACCGAGCCGGGUGAGCCAAUCACCACGACGUGGACCCACACUGAUGAGGAUGGUAACCCAACCACGGAUUCUGGCGUCGUCAUCGAGACUACUGACGAGGACGGUAACUCCAUUACCACCACAUCGACAUUCCCUCCAACUACCCCAACGGAUCCAAGUGAGCCAAUUACGACAACCUGGACUCAUACUGACGAGGAUGGCAACCCAACAACGGAUUCUGGUGUUGUCAUUGAGACCACCGACGAGGAUGGAAAUGAGAUUACCACUACCUCGACGUUCCCACCAACAACACCAACUGAUCCUUCAGACCCUGUGACAACAACUUGGACCCACACCGACGAGGAUGGCAACCCAACGACAGACUCUGGUGUUAUUAUUGAGACAACCGAUGAGGAUGGUAAUUUGGUGACUACCACAUCAACAUUCCCACCAACGACAACUGAUCCUUCAGAUCCUGUCACAACGACUUGGACCCACACCGACGAGGAUGGCAACCCAACCACCGAUUCUGGUGUUGUGAUCGAGACAACGGACGAAGAUGGUAAUGAGAUCACUUCAACUUCAACAUUCCCUCCAACAACGCCAACGGAUCCAAGUGAGCCAAUUACGACGACUUGGACCCACACUGAUGAGGAUGGUAACCCAACCACGGAUUCUGGUAUCGUUAUCGAGACAACCGAUGAGGAUGGCAAUGAGAUCACUUCAACUUCAACCUUCCCUCCAACAACGCCAACGGAUCCAAUCACCACAACAUGGACCCACACUGAUGAGGAUGGCGAGCCAACCACCGAUUCUGGAAUCGUCAUUACCACUACCGACGAGGACGGAAACGAGAUCACGUCAACAUCGACUUUCCCACCAACGACGCCAACUGAUCCAUCAGACCCUGUGACCACGACGUGGACACACACUGAUGAGGACGGUAAUCCAACCACGGAUUCUGGUGUUGUGAUCGAGACAACGGACGAAGAUGGUAAUGAGAUCACCACCACAUCAACGUUCCCACCAACGACGCCAACGGAUCCAUCAGAUCCUGUGACGACGACUUGGACUCACACUGACGAAGAUGGCAACCCAACAACGGAUUCUGGUGUCGUCAUUGAGACAACCGAUGAGGAUGGCAACGAGAUCACCACCACAUCGACUUUCCCUCCAACUACACCAACGGAUCCAAGUGAGCCAAUUACGACAACCUGGACUCAUACCGACGAGGAUGGAAACCCAACCACAGACUCUGGUGUUGUCAUUGAGACCACCGACGAGGAUGGAAAUGAGAUUACCACUACCUCGACGUUCCCACCAACAACACCAACUGAUCCUUCAGACCCUGUGACAACAACUUGGACUCACACUGACGAAGAUGGCAACCCAACCACGGAUUCUGGUAUCGUUAUCGAGACAACUGAUGAAGAUGGUAACUCGAUCACUUCCACGUCGACCUUCCCUCCAACCACACCAACCGAACCGGGUGAACCAAUCACGACAACUUGGACCCACACUGAUGAGGACGGCAAUCCAACGACAGACUCUGGUGUGGUAAUUGAGACUACUGACGAGGAUGGAAAUGAGGUUACAUCAACAUCAACGUUCCCACCAACGACGCCAACCGAUCCAAGUGAGCCAAUCACGACAACUUGGACUCAUACUGACGAGGACGGUAACCCAACCACAGAUUCUGGUGUUGUUAUUGAGACCACCGACGAGGAUGGAAAUGAGAUUACCACUACCUCGACGUUCCCUCCAACGACGCCAACUGAUCCUUCAGAUCCUGUGACAACGACGUGGACUCACACCGACGAGGAUGGUAACCCAACGACAGACUCUGGUGUCGUUAUUGAGACUACGGAUGAAGAUGGCAACUUGGUUACUACCACGUCGACCUUCCCUCCAACGACGCCAACGGAUCCAAGCGAGCCAAUCACCACGACGUGGACUCAUACUGAUGAAGAUGGUAAUCCAACCACGGACUCUGGUAUCGUCAUCGAAACGACUGAUGAGGAUGGAAAUGAGACUACCUUAACGUCCACGUUCCCUCCAACGACGCCAACGGAUCCAAGUGAGCCAAUCACGACAACGUGGACCCACACUGAUGCGGAUGGUAACCCAACCACCGAUUCUGGUAUCGUUAUCGAGACAACCGAUGAGGAUGGCAAUGAGAUCACUUCAACUUCAACGUUCCCUCCAACGACGCCAACUGAACCUUCAGACCCUGUGACCACGACUUGGACUCAUACUGACGAGGAUGGUAACCCAACCACGGAUUCUGGAAUUGUGAUUGAGACCACCGACGAGGAUGGAAAUGAGAUUACCACUACCUCGACGUUCCCUCCAACGACGCCAACUGAUCCUUCAGACCCUGUGACGACGACGUGGACUCAUACUGAUGAGGAUGGCGAGCCAACCACUGAUUCUGGAAUCGUCAUCACCACUACCGAUGAGGAUGGUAACGAGAUCACGUCAACAUCGACUUUCCCACCAACGACGCCAACUGAUCCUUCAGGUCCUGUGACCACGACGUGGACUCAUACUGACGAGGAUGGUAACCCAACCACUGAUUCUGGUAUCGUUAUCGAGACAACUGAUGAGGAUGGCAACGAGAUCACUACCACAUCAACGUUCCCUCCAACAACCCCUACUGAACCAGGUGAGCCAAUAACGACAACUUGGACCCAUACGGACGAAGACGGCAAACCGACUACGGGGUCUGGCGUUGUCAUCGAAACCACAGAUGAGGACGGAAACUUGAUCACCACAACGUCAGUUUUGCCAGACAUGACGAGUUUUACCUCUGUCUGGACCACCACAGGCUCUGAUGGAGAGGAUAUCACCAAGUCCGAUAUUAUCAUAGUCACAACUGAUUCGGAUGGUGAAUUGACGACCAGUACCGUUGGUGAGGAUGAUCCAUCGGAAGAUUUGACUACUUUCACCACAAAGCGCACUUCAACUGCUACCGAUGGUUUCGUAACCACGAAGACUGAUACAGUCAUUGUGACAACCUGUCCUGAUGGCUCAUUGACCACAAGCACCUUAGACCACCCAGGUGAGAAGACCAGCUACACGUCGAUUUAUACGACGACCGAUAAAGACGGUGCUGAUGUCACAAGCUCUGCCAUGGUUAUCAUCACCACUGAUUCUGAUGGAUCUCCCACGACACAAACGUCACAGUUGUUCCCUGAAACGACCUCCACGGUGACCAAGACCGACAGCGAUGGUCAUGUUGUCACGAAAACCAUCGUGAUCUGCGAGACUACAGAUGAGGAAGGUGAGUUGGUGACCACAACUUCGACUCGCCCAGACUUCACGACAUUUGUGUCACACGAAGAGGACGGCGAUGAGAAGACUGUCACAGCGACGGUCAUCAAGACCGUCAUUCACGGUGUAACCACCACUUACACCUCAAUCUGUCCAGAUAAGAGCACGUCAAUUACGUCCACGUUCAAGACUACCAAGGAUGAUGGCAAGGUGGAGACUUCCCUUGUUGUUGUGGGCGAAGAUUCUGAUGGACACACCAGCACUUAUACUGUACCAGCCACAACUGAUCGGGAGGAUGAAGAGGUACCAUCCGAACCAACCUCGGAUGGUGAUGCUCCUCCACCAGUUUCAGACGAGACUGCCGUCGAUGAGGUGCCCACAGAGGAAACUUCUGCCUCUGAAACGCCUGAAGAUGACACAACUGAAGAUGAACCAUCGUUUGAAGGCGCUGGAUCGCGUCCUAACCUUGGAGCUGCUUUGUUGAUUCCCGUGGGACUUUUUGUGCUUUUCUAG